This is a messenger RNA of Uranotaenia lowii, 1716 nucleotides long. RefSeq lists its product as uncharacterized. Gene Ontology annotation, molecular function: protein binding. The transcript has 3 exons. NCBI's taxonomy places the organism in Eukaryota, Metazoa, Arthropoda, Insecta, Diptera, Culicidae. The coding region runs from base 81 to 1658 and encodes 525 amino acids. The record is from RefSeq and is a predicted model, not a curated record.
UAAGUAACGCAUGCGCUUGCCGAACAAUACUGUUCAAUGUAGAAGAUUUUGUUUGUUUUGAUCGCUUUAUCCGCACAGUUAUGGAUCAGCUACCAAAUGAGAUAUUGGAAACCAUUUUCUACAACCUGUCGCUGGAAGAUCGCAAACGAGCUUCCGAGGUUUGCCGUCGCUGGUCCAGUGUAGUGCUAAGUCGAAACCGUCUGAACGAUGUGCUGCUUAAGGUAUUCUACCAAGAUCGCUCGAAAGAUGAUUACGCUCAAGUGUUAAGCCUUAGCGAGCGAGCCUACAAACGGGUAGCGAUCAAACUCAGCGAUGCCACCAAGGAUGUGGUCCUCGAAGUCCUACACAAAUGCGGUAACUCACUUGAAUGGCUUCUGGUGGAAGGAAUCGAUGACGAUAGCGCAAAACAAAUCUCCAGCGACGAAUUUGUGACAACAUUCUGUAGAUGUGUUCUUUCGAUGAGUUCGCUGAAAGAGCUCCGAUUGGUAGGCCUCAACAUCAAAUUCAGGAGAUUCGAAGACAUAAUUUUACCAGAAAUGUCACAUUUGAGCCAACUGGAGACGCUUUACUUGGACGACGGUUCGAUGGAAUUCGGUUGUUUCGAUUGGAAUCAAAUAGCUCCAAACGUGAAGUGUUUAUAUUUCCCGCACAAUGAAAAUGCGAUCAAGUUUUACGAGAUGUUGAGCUUUUAUAGCAAUCGCUUAGAAAAAAUAGGACUCACGACGGAUCACCCGGAUAAGUAUUUCAACGAACUAGCUGAGGAAGUAACGUUUCCCAAAGUUCACUCGUUGAGCUUACUUUGCUAUAGAUUACCUCGCUUUGGGCAUGCAACCCAAUUUUUCCAGCGAUUCAACAAUCUAACCAGCCUAACCGUUGGUUUUGCUAUAUCAUCGGAAACCUUAAACCUUAUCGUUAGUAAAUUUCCUUCAUUGGAACAUGUUCAGCUUUACGAAACUCUACCGGAAGACGUCUUCAUAUCGCUGAGUCGUCUUCCAAAGCUAAGACAUCUAACGCUGAAAGCUAUCGGUUACGAUUACUGGCAAAUGUCGCCGAAUCAUGUCCUACCAAGCUUGCAACAACUUACAAUACACCUCAUGGAAUGGGAAAAUGUAGGCAACUUCUAUCGGGUCCUUUCACAAAUAGCACCAAAACUAGAAUGCUACGAAUUCAUUGCUGGCGAUGGAGAAGCCCAUAUGCCCCACAUCUGCCAACAUCUGGUCAAUAUCAAACGGUUAGCUUUCGACGGCUGGGAUGGUGACUUGGAGCACAGCAACUUCAUCAAGCUAUACCGUCUGUCGAAAUUAACCGACCUUCGCCUGAACAGUUACUGGGACACGUUCUACUGGAGCAAAAUACCACGCACUACAAGCGUCCGACGUCUCUUCAUCUCCUGGGACCAACGGGUCCACAUUCCCGAUCCGGCCCGGGAGGAACGAGAGUGGCGCCAGAUGAUAAAAUGUUUGCCCUCGCUCGAACUGCUACAGAUUGCCACCGGACUGACCGAAACGGCCGAGCAACAGCGUAAGCUGGAGGAACUGCUGGCACCAUCAGGAUGUCGGGUCGAGUUCAACGGCGUUAACAUCCGCCGCGGUCAGAUUUUUCAACCGGGAGUGACCGAUUGCAAUCGGCAAGCCGAAACGUGGCUGAUGAGGCCAUGAUAAUAUAUUUUAACAAUAAGAAUGGCGAUAUUCUAUUGAGCUUGAUUUAAAAAUGAGA